AUGGUCGCUUCCAAGUCUGGUAUUGCUGUUGGUCUCAACAAGGGUCACAUCACCACUCGUCGUGAACUCAAAAUCACCCCUUCUUACACCAAGGGCGCUGCAUCCAAGCGUACUACCUUUGUACGCAGCAUAGUUCGUGAAGUUGUUGGUUUCGCACCUUAUGAACGUCGUGUCAUGGAAUUGAUCAAGAACUCCAAGGACAAGCGCGCCAAGAAGCUCACUAAGAAGAGACUCGGUACCUUCCUCCGUGCCAAGAAGAAGAUCGAAGAGCUCUCUGCCGUGAUUGCCGAGUCCCGUCGUCAUUAAAACAGCAACAACAACGAAACGAAACGAGGCGAAACAAAAACGAAACAAAAACGAAAUGAAACGGAACGAACAUACACACAUACACAUACACAUACACAUACACAUACACAUACAGAAAUAAAGAGAUAUAAUAAAGACAUACGUUUGG
Molecule: messenger RNA, 454 nt
Organism: Phycomyces blakesleeanus NRRL 1555(-)
Lineage: Eukaryota; Fungi; Mucoromycota; Mucoromycetes; Mucorales; Phycomycetaceae
Exons: 2
Coding region: 1-306 (101 amino acids)
Biological process (GO): cytoplasmic translation
Cellular component (GO): ribosome; cytosolic large ribosomal subunit
Molecular function (GO): structural constituent of ribosome
Source: RefSeq, a predicted model, not a curated record